UCUUCUUUUGCUGAGAGGUUUACAGAGUGUGAUUUCGUAUCCAUGUUUGCAUCCGAAGAGGAACAUGUAUAUUAUGCCACAUUCCUAAAUUUCUAUAAAACAUGUCCCUCUGGGCUUUGCUUUGUUCAAUACUAUCUCUCAUCAUACACUGCCAUAUAUUGCUUAGAGAAAACUACUUCAUUUAGAAGGUUUGUUUUUCAUGUAUGUAUGGCUGAUAUUGAAGCGAUGGGUACUUUUUGGGUAAUUGUCCAUUGUCUUAUGAUGUUUUGAUCUAUCAAAACUUGUCACUAAUAUUUGUCUAUCAAGAACCAAACAACUGAAAGCUUGUCCAUGAAUUAUUUGUGGUAGACUAUACAUGCACUUUACCAAUUUUAGUUGAUAAGUUUUUGAUAGACAAAAUAGCAAGUUUUAAUGGACAAAAGUACCAUUUUGUGAAAGUCGUAGAUCCUUGAACGACAAGUUUUCUCUCCAAUUGAUGUGUACCAAAAAAGUAAGGCAUAAAAUAUAACGGUGGCUAUGACAUGUUCUCUUUGCAUACCAAUUAACAUCAUCUUGACUAAGUCUACGACUUUCACAAAAUGGUUAUUUUAAAAAAAUGGUUAAGAGGUUUUGGGCUGGCAAACUCAUACAUCCUUAUAUAAUAAAACCAAGAUGUGUAACUUAACUCUCUUUUUGAAGAAUAGACUUUCCUCAUUGACAUUUUCUUUGUUCUUUCUUUCUUUCGUUUUUAAUCUCAUGUUUCCGUAAAUUAUUGGAAAAAGUAGAAAGCAAUUUUAUCUCGUUAUGCAGGCAAAUUGCUAUUAAUCCUACUUGCUACUAUUUUAGAACAACCUUUAGUUUGGUUUUAAUCCAUGAUUGUUGUAAAAUUAAAUCUUAUUUUAUAUCAUAUAAUAUAGACUGUGGGUGAAACGUGUAAAGAUGGAGUUCUCAAUAUAAUAGUGUACGACGAAUUGAAUGUCUUCCUCUCGCAUACAUACAUUACAAAACAUUCCUUUCUUAAAUGGUCAAAGCCUCCAUGCCUAAUGAUCACUAUAUAUAAGAACCCUUUACAUACACAUAUAAGCAGAUUACAUAUAUAUUUACAGCAAGCCGGCCUCGUGGGACAGAAAUAAAGGAGCCUGCGAUGCAGGCCAUGCGGCUGCGCACCCUCAUGCUCUGUGAGGAACUCUCACUUCCUUCGUUUCAAGUUAUAGUGGUAAACGCAGAUGUGGGAUGUGACCAUUGUCAAGACAGAGUCUCUAAGAUUGUCUCCAAGAUGACCGGAAUAGAAGAAUAUGUGGUUGAUGUGAAGAACAAGCAGGUCAUGGCACGAGGUGACUUUAAACCACGUUUGGUUUCUCAUCAACAAGUGAAGAACGUCGCCUCUCAAACUCUCUCCCAUAACGCCAAACGCUUUUUCCGACCACUUAACCUCUUCCUUCGCUCAAUAUUCUCCAUUUGUUUAUGUCCAAAUACACUUUAAGUUCUAUCACUUACUGCCAAACUCAUUACACUAAUCAAUAGUGGUACAAAGCAA
Molecule: messenger RNA, 1516 nt
Organism: Brassica rapa (field mustard)
Lineage: Eukaryota; Viridiplantae; Streptophyta; Magnoliopsida; Brassicales; Brassicaceae
Product: heavy metal-associated isoprenylated plant protein 17
Molecular function (GO): metal ion binding
Source: RefSeq, a predicted model, not a curated record